AUCACAAACUAACAUUCUAUAAUAUCUAGUGUAUAAAAAUCAAUAUAGAAAUAUGACGAGUGUUAUUGAUGGAGUAAAAUCUUUAAUUUGGAACUCUGCUCCAAAUGGUUAUGGAAGCUUGAAAACUAAAGCGCCCAUGAUUUCUGGUGAUACGUCAGAUGAGGAAUCAGAUGAAGAGAGUAAUGGAACCUCUUGGAGUAAUAUGCACAACAAUGCUGUAGUUGGCAGUGAACUUGGUGCUAAUAUACCAUCAUCCUCUGUGUCUAAUUCAUCAGAGUAUCAUCCACAGUUGGGAGGCCCAUUUUCAGCACUGGUGCAGAGCAUGUGGCCUCAAAAUAUAUUAUCUCAAAUUCAGCAGGAAGAAAAAAUGACAUGUCAAUAUGAUGAAUUUGGUUUUCGUAUUGAACAAGAAUCAAACAAAACCGAUCUUGAUUAUAACUUGGGUGGGACUUUUGAAGAUCCCUCUAUUAGAUUACGAUGGACUGCAUAUAUCGAAGCAUCACAAAAAGGAAUUGUUGGAGAUUUGACAUGGGAUAAGGUUCCAGAUAGUUUUGAACGGACUGAAAAGCUCACAGAACUUGUGUAUUCAGGAAUUCCUCAUAGUAUGCGAGUUCAUCUAUGGCCACGAUUAAGUGGGGCUAGUCGGAAGAAAAGAGAAUCUGAGAUGUCAUAUCGGAAAAUUCAAAAGAGUUCCAAGUCAGACAAAAAACUUGUUGCAAAUCAAGUUGAAAAGGUCCCAGAUGAAAAGAUUGAAAAGCUCACAGAGCAUUUAUAUCCAGGAAUUUCUCAUAGCAUGCAUGUUCAUAAUUUUCAAAUUAACUCUGAGUCUGAUACACUUGUUGCAAAUCAAAUUGAAAAGGAUUUAUGUCGUACAAUGCCAAGCAAUGCAUGCUUUGAAAAUAUGGACAGUAUUGGGAUACCAAAACUCAAAAGAGUACUUCUAGCAAUUGCAUGGUUAUACCCUGAUAUUGGUUACUGUCAGGGUAUGGGAAUGGUUGUUGGAAAUCUUUUACUUUUUUUGGAAGAAGAAGAUGUUUUUUGGAUGAUGGUGGCCAUCAUUGAAGAUCUUUUACCUUCAUCAUAUUAUUCUUCAUCUUUGAUUGGAGUACAAGUUGAUCAACGAGUUCUGAGACAAUUAAUUGUCGGUUAUCUUCCACAUUUGGAUGAGUUAAUGAAAGAGCAUGAUAUAGAAUUAGGUUUAAUUACACUCCAUUGGUUUCUAACUGCUAUGUCAAGUGUUUUUGACAUUAAGAUUUUGCUGCGAGUUUGGGAUAUUUUCUUCUAUGAAGGAUCAAUAAGCUUGUUUAAAAUCACUUUGGGCAUGAUGAAAUUUAAGGAAAAAGCUCUUCUUGCUGUAGAAAAUUCUGCUCAGAUAUUUAAUAUGAUGUCAAAUCUUCCUGGAGAAAUUGUUGAUGUUGACCUUCUGUUGGAGUAUUCCAAAAAAGCAGCUGCUUCUCUCACACAAAUAAUUUUAGACACUCAUAGAAAAAAGCAUCAUUUGUUUCUUUUAGCUGAAAUGAAUCAACUUGAUGAUAAUAGUAAUAACAAUAUUGAGCCAAAAGAGAUUCAUCGACGCACUAGACCGCCCAGUAAAAAAUCAUGGAUUAAUCUUGCAUUUGAUAUUAGCACAUCAAUUUAUUAUAAUAGUAUACUGUGUGGAACUGGAAGAAAACAUCUAAGUGCAAUCACCAUGAAAGCAAAAAAUGUGUUGCAAACUGAAAUAUUGAGUGAUCUUAGAGAAUCAAUUUUUUUGAUAGCUCGUCAUUUUGAUUAUAAAGGAACUAAAACAGAACUUCUUCCUGAUUACACCACAGAAACAACUUUAAAAGAAAACCAUAAAAUUAAAUUUGAAAGGGUAAAGCAACGAAGAGCUAAAGGGUUAAUCGAUUUUGAAAGACAUGAAGAUGAUGAAUUAGGCUUUCGUAAAAAUGAUUUAAUAACGAUAGUUUCUCAAAAAGAUGAGCAUUGUUGGAUAGGCGAGUUGAAUGGUUUGCGAGGUUGGUUUCCUGCAAAAUUUGUUCAAGUGUUGGAUGAGCGAAGCAAAGAGUACUCUUCUGCUGGAGAUGAUAGUGUUUCUGAAGUUGUUGCCGAUCUUGUUAGAGGAAAAUUAUAUCAGUCUUUUAAAAGAAUAUUAAAUCAUGGAUUAAAGCAACCGCCAUUUUCAGGUCAUGUCCAUCCUUGGCAAUAUAUAGAAGAGGCAAGUAAAAGAGAAGUACAGAAAGAUUUUCAUUCAGUUUACUCAAGAUUAGUCCUUUGCAAAACAUACAGACUGGAUGAAGAUGGAAAAAUACUUUCACCUGAUGAAACUUUAUAUAGAGCUGUACAAUUAAUAAAUGCCCAACAUGAUGAAGCACAUUCAAAUAAUGAUGCCAAGCUUUGUUCUCUUAUCUGUUAUGGUUUAAAUGAGCAGGUCUUGCACUCAUGGUUUGAAGUUUUUUGUGUCACAAAAGAACUUUCAGAAUUGUGGUAUGAACCCUAUUCAUAUAUAAGAAGUCCUGGUUGGAUACAAAUUAAAUAUGAACUUUUAGUUCUUUCAAAGUUUUCCUUCAACCUUUCACUUGAUUAUGAAAUUAAUGAGAAGAAAAAUACGACAUCAACAAUGAAGGAGGACGUUCAAGAUAUGCUUGUUAAACAUCACUUGUUUAGUUGGGAUUUAUAAGUUUGAUUAUGAUGAAUCAAUUAUGAACGCGUUUUCAUUAAUAAUAGCCAGUUAAUUAUAUUAUGAAUUAUUUUAUCGAUUUUUUUUUUUUUUAACAAAAUUAGAUAAAUAUACUAUGUUUUGUUCAAAAAUUCGAAACUGAGAACAUAACUUGUUUUUUUAUACUUGCAGACAUUUAUUUGGCGUCGUAUUGCGCUAAAUAUUACACUCAAAAACUUAUUUUAUAAAUAAAUAUAUAUUAGAUCUAUAUAUAAUUGUUUGUGUUUUAUUUUUGGUGAGCUUUUAAAUUUAAUUUUUUUUAAUUUUUGUAUGGGCAUUUUUUAAGUUUUUUUUUUUUACUAAUAAAUCAUUUUUAUAUAUUUUUUAUAAGUUUUGCUUUUAAAUUUUCAAAUUUUAAAUGCAGAAUUAAAUGCUUUAGUUUUCUAAAGUAUUCUUCGUUACUUGUGGUUGUUAUUUAUGGGGAGUUUAUUUAAUUAGGCAUUGUAUU
Molecule: messenger RNA, 3146 nt
Organism: Hydra vulgaris (swiftwater hydra)
Lineage: Eukaryota; Metazoa; Cnidaria; Hydrozoa; Anthoathecata; Hydridae
Product: small G protein signaling modulator 3
Molecular function (GO): protein binding
Source: RefSeq, a predicted model, not a curated record